This is a messenger RNA of Bipolaris zeicola 26-R-13, 1056 nucleotides long. RefSeq lists its product as uncharacterized. The record is from RefSeq and is a predicted model, not a curated record. NCBI's taxonomy places the organism in Eukaryota, Fungi, Ascomycota, Dothideomycetes, Pleosporales, Pleosporaceae. Bases 1 to 1056 code for a protein of 351 amino acids. The transcript has 4 exons.
AUGCAGGAGCUUGAACCAUGGAAACCGGUGAAGCCUGUGACGUGCGUCGUGCAGUUCGUCCUUGUAUGCCGAGCAAAAGCGCGUCGACCCUCAUCAAAGUCCACGUCCUCUACACCUUUGGCCAAAGCCGUGCAGAUCAGUGCAAAAGCGCCUCCCGCCCUGGACGCCCUACCUGUGUGGAGAUUGGGCGAGGGCCAGGGGACCGGGGACCCUUUGAACCCGCUCCUUGUGUGCACACACGGAGGGACUGCUUACCGUGCUUAUGCCCUGGGUAUUUGCUCAUUGACGAAUGGUCGCUUGAAGCACACUCGACUCGACUGCACGCCCCAGGGAAUAUGUGGUGCAGAGUUUUACCUCGAGUCCCGUUGUGGCCUACUAUUCGGCCAAGCGGCUUGCAAUGAGAGACAUGGCCGUGGUUCUGCCGCGUACAUUGUUGUGUAUGGUGAUGGAUGCUGCAUGGCGGGAUGGGGCCCUGGCAACAAGGCUACACUCCCCACCUCUACCAAUGGCUACGCAUCGUGGUGCGAAACUUUCGGGCAUAUGUAUCUUGUCCACUGCAGGGGCGAUUAUCGCAAUCCCGCGACAAGUCGACGGUGCACCGUUGCAGGAGCAUGGGCUGAGCACACCCGUCACGCUCCACGCGAGUCUCUAUUUUCGGGUCCUCCAUGGGCUCUCAAGCCACACUCCUCUGAGGAACCGAUGCAAAGACCGAGGCGGGAACGGUCCGUAGCCUGGCCACCACCACCCACCAUCCACCCACCCCAGUCAUGUCCCAAUUAUGGCGCGCGGACGCUCUCUCGCCCAAUGUUCAUGACGGAACCGUUCGAUGGCAAGCCCGCAGCCAUGCCCGCGGGCUCAGACGCAUGGUUUUGCUACGGGCCUGGCCAAUGCACUACCUCUGGUGGAUCCCCUGUCAAGCCUCAUACCUACCUGUUGUGCAUGCGUGCUUGCAGCGUCUAUCUGUCCAUCGCUCUCUCAGAACCCCUGCCUCGAGUAGGCUCCUCGUUCGGGGUUGGCUCAGGCACAGCCCGCAGAUAUUUACAGUCUUCUCCAUAA